AAACUGAACGCUUUUAUUUUGAAGGCAGCACAAGCAUUUUUCCGGUAGCAUAUUUUAUCUUGGUAUUGACGAGAUGAGGAGCAUUUUGUGUUCACUUCAGGGACAUCACUAGACACAGAACAACACUCGGUCGGACGAGUAAAGGGAAAUAUAAAAACAAUCUCUUUGUUAUCUUCUCGAACCACAGAGCUGCCAGCAGGCUCAUGGAGAGCGGAGUCCUGCCUGUCUGCACCACUGGCAAAACAAUCGGAUGCCUUUCACUACUGCAGCUCCAUUAGAUGCUUCCCAUUCAGGAUUCAUUGGUUGACCAAUGGCUCCCAAACAUGCGCUUUUCUCCAGCAUCGGCAGCAUUGGCCCUGGGAAUGAAGGAUUUAAUAUAAAAAAAGAAGCCUGCGCUUCCUCUCCGACGGCAUGGAUCAUUUAUCCCGGGAUGGUGGCCUCAUGUUCUCCCAGGAACGUGAAGAGGACGGUGGCGCUGGAAUGGAUGCUGUUCCGGCGGUGUCUGACCAUCAGCGCUCUGCUCCUGAUGAUGAUGAUGCAGGGCUCCUCGGCGGCUGAAGCUGAAGGUGGUCACCAUGGCUCGAUGAAACAUUCUAACCUCUCCGCCAGCAUGGGGAACAGAGCAAGACCGAGGGAUAAAGACAAAGAAGUGAUGAAUGUGACUGAUGAUCCUGGAGCUUUACCCGCUUUGCCUGCGGGUCAAAUGCUUGCUGAGGACAAAACAAUGGUUAUUACUGAAACAGAAGCAAGAGUGCAGGAUGAGGCAGGUGGGAAAAGCUCUGCAAUGGAGACUGGUGUCUUGGCUGAAGACACGGCUAAAAAGAGACUUAGGGAAAAGGAGGGGGGUGACCAGGCUGCCUGGUUUGGGCAGCAGAGUCUGCAGACACACAGAGAAAGUCAAAGAGAGCAGGUAGCUUUCUCAUCAGUCCCCACCAUACAGCCUGAGACAGAGGUGCUCCAGAAACCAGAAUUAGGAAUACCUUUAGGACUGCUGUCUAAAGCUGCUUGGAGAAAAGGCUCCUCUUCAUCAUCCAAGACCUCCACCUCCUCUACAACCAAAGUUUCCUAUUUGCCUUCCUCCUCCUCCUCUCCAUCCACUCUAACCAGUUACAGAGAAAGUCAAACAGCAACUCCAAUCAAUGUCUCUCUGGUUUUUGCCAACAGCAACUCCUCGACCAGCAACAUCAGCACUAGUUUUGAUGAGUCAGUUAGUAGCCUGCCAGCAUGGGAUCUCCCCACUGUUCCAGAAUCGCUACUGUCCACUGUGGGUGACCACGAUGUAACACUUCCUGCCAAUGUCACCAGUCCCUUUUCCACCCACAAAUGGAACACCACUGUGCCCACUCGCACCAGAAACAGCUCACGGCUCACGACCACAUCGACCGCGACCAUAAACACAUCGCUUUCACCCAGUACCACCUCAACUUUACGGUCAUCCAUCAUGGUAAAAGCAAAACCUACAACAGGAUCUACCACAGUUUCAAGCCAGAACACUGUGUCCAAUGAUAGUCUUCUGCUGAGAAUGGUAACCACAAUGACACCCUCAAAGACCACUCAUACUGUGACCACCACUGAUAAGAUAAUGCGGGCAGUGACCACUGGGAGCACUGUUACAGUACCACCAAAUACCACUGCUGCUACAAACAUGCCGCAAACAACAAGCCUCGAACAUAGCACAGAAGCCACAACACUGCCUACAACUACUACAACUACAACUGCUACAACAACCACCACUACUACUGUACCCCCAACCACCACCACAGCUCCAACAACCACUACUACAACUACUCCACCCACAACUACGACAACUGCCACCACCACUACUACUACCACAACAACAACAACAACAACAACAACAAAAGAACCUGCCACCACUGAGGUCAUCCUGAUCCAAACAAUACCUCCUCCAACCACCACUAUAGAACCUCCAAUCAGUACCAGCACAGUGGAAAGUCCUCUCCCAUGCAACAUGACCAAGAAAUACUGGGUCAAAACAGUUCUGUCAAUUGAGCUGCGAGGGAACCGUCUAGACCUUAUCCUGAAACAGAACCUCUCUAAAGGGCUGAGCCAUGCCAUACAGAGGGCUCUGAACGACUCCACUGCCUAUGCACAGGUGGAGCAUGAUGACUGCAGUCCCCACAAUGUGACUUUGGGUUACUAUGUGACCAGUGGUAAAACUGUCUAUAUUUCCUCCUUUGUGGUUGAGGCACUGAAUGUUUACGGUUUUGACAAGCUGCUAUCGGACAUCAGGCAGCACACCCCAUUGGUAAAGGCAGUUCUGGUUCCUGUGGCAACAUGGGUGCCAUCUCCAAGCAUUCACCUGCAGCUGAAAACAGUGCUGAGGUUCGUCGGACCAACAGAUAACAUCUUCUCCUGCAGUUUCGUUGAAAUCUUGGAGCAGAGACUAGAAAACGCCUUUGAAGAGGCUCAAGACAAAGUGCUGGAGACCUACAACAGGCUCACUGUAGAGAUCCAGAAUGUGUUACAAGAACCAGGCUCUCCUUCAGUCUCUGUGCUUUAUCUGGUUAAGAACCAAGAUAUCAUUCUUAAUGGGACGAUUUCCAGCGGCCUCCUAAACCAACUUUCUGCAGAGCUGGUGGGAUACUUCCUGUUCUACCCUCCCCUGAUCAUAGCUGAACCACUUGAAUACCAUCAACUUAACACAUCGAUGGCUACCAAGAACUAUUGGGUAAAAACAGUUAUCCAGGAUGUAGACAGCUCCUCGUUAGAGGUCAACUAUCAGAGUUUUGCCAGCCUGAUGGAGCAGCGGCUGGCUGAGCUCUUCCUGGUGGCUGGCAGGCAAGGCUCUCAGACGGCACGAUCUCGGCGAGCCACUACAGUAGGGGGUUACACCGUACAGAUGGUGAGCAUGCGUAGAAUGCCCGGUCCCAAGAACCCAGCUGAGAUGACAUACUAUGUCCAGCUACACGGAGUACCAGUGACUGGAUCCACUGCUGCCAAGACCCUGAGCAGUCUCGACUCCCAGACCAUGGCUCUGACGCUGGGAUACUUUGUACAAGUGCAGGCUGAACCUGUGGUAAAGAUUCCCCCAGGCAACCUGUGGAUCAUGGCUGUUCUGACACCCCUCUUCUUAUUGCUGGUGGUGAUCGGCAUGGUGGCCUUCAUUUUAUGCAAGAGAAACAGGGUGAUCUUCAAAACAGGCGCUUUCAGGACCUUCAAAACUCGCUCCAAGACCUCAUAUCGAAGGGAGGGCAGUUACCACCACCAGCCGGUCCAGGGCUUUGACUACGCCAAGAAGCACAUGUGUCGAACAGGUGAUGAUACCAUCUCUGUUACCAAGGACACUCUGGUGCUCGGGCUGCCGGUACGAGAUGCUGCACUCUCAUUAUCUUUGGAUAAGAAGGUCCACCAGGAUGGGACCGCCAGCAAAAGGCCUCCAUCUGCUGACAUACAAAAAGGAGGACGGUUGCCAAGUGACGAGGAUGGUUCAGUGUCGAGCAAGGGCUCUGGGAAGCUGAACACCAGUAAGAACUCCUCAGCCCGAAGACCAGCAAACAGCAGCAGCAAGAAUGGCAAGGAGGAGCUGCACAAGAGGAGCACAAACGAUCCGUAUGAGGAUCAUUCAGGCUCUCUGCGUCUCAUCACAAUUAAACCCAUGACAGCUCAGCCAACCUACUCUUACCCCUCUGCAUCCCACAGCCAAGACUCUGUUGUCCUCAAUGGAGAGACAAACCAUGGGGGAUUGAAGCAAAAAUCAGACAUCGAAAACUACAGGAACAAACUUCGUCAGAAAGCUCGAAGGAAGGGGUACGGGGAGUUCUCCUUAUCUGAGAGCGGCAGCCAUGGCUACAACCACCGUGACCCCAGGCAGAGUCGACUUGAUAAUGGUGUCAAGGAGCCAAUGACGGCAGAAGAAAAGAGGGCCUCCUUCGCAGGAUGUCACAAGAGAUACUCCCAACAACGAGAUCCCGCCUAUUGGAGCAGGCAGUCUCUAAGCAGCCCAAGCCCAGUUGAGACGGAGAUGGACCUGCUUGUGCUGAGAGAAAGAUCGAGGAGGGGCAUCCGUAACAAUGGCUACGAUGGUGAACCUGAGCACUUUGAGGAGACCAAUGUGGACCGUCUGAUCAGCUCUCUGGGUUACGGAGGUGGAUCUACUGGCACUGGGACAGGGAGCUUGGGGGUGAAAGCUCACCGUGGCUCUGACUCCUCCACACUCAGCUCCCAGCCAUCCAUUGAUGAAGUCCGCACACAAAUGCAUAUGUUGCUAGGCAACACCUUCAGCCUGGCACCUCAGGACCAUAACCCCCCUUCUCCUCAUACCAACCAUCACCAUCACCACCACCAUGCCCACAGAGCCUACAAUCCUUCCCACACAAGCCACUACAGUGAUGGGGUGACCAGCGCCCCAGGGACAAUGAACCAUCCCUGUGGAGGAAGAACAAGAAGCACAGGUUACGAGGAUAUGCACCAGUGUAGCCUACCCAAACCUGGUUUCCGUUUCACACAACUUCCUGAUAUGGGCAUAGGGUCUCCGCCACCACUGAUCCCCUCAAGACCAGGACCACCAGCCGGGACCUCACUAAGACGUUCCACCCCUGAUGUCAGUCUCAAACCUCGAGUGUCUGAGGCCUCAGACCUGCAGGCCCAGCAGCUCAGUGUUGCCCCGUUUCUGCCACUGUCUCGGACCCCAUUCCCAGCUGUCACUGUGGACCAGUCCAUCACCAACUACUCAGGAAACCCAAUAACAGCAGUCUACGCUAUAUCAGCCAAUCGCUCUGGUUACUCGGACUACUUUGUCAUGUCACCACCAUCCUCAUACCGUAGCCCAUCCUGGAUGUCCUACCCACCUGAACAGGAAGACCUGCCGCGGCAGUGGAGCGACACACCAAACUCACGUCAUCUUGAAACCAUCUGUUGAAGUUGUCUGCCUGACUGAGAGGAAACAGCCAAUAUCUCGGUGUCUCUUUUGAUGAGAAGAGGACCUCUCCUCACCAAAGUUCUCUGGAACUUACCCUUCCUUAACUUUAGCCAGGCCUUUCCUAUUUAUUUCCUGCUUCCUCCCCAGCUCUGCCCUGACCUUUGCUUUUUCUCUCGCUGCCCACAUAAGUUGCAUCUUAAAACAAUUCCUCCUGUGCUCCUGUGCCCUAAAAGCCCCUUUACCUUCUUUAAUAUUUUUAACAGUGCAAAUGCUCAGCCAUAAAUCUCUGGAUAUCUGUAUUCUCUUUGCUCCUUGAGCACCUGGCCUCACUGCCCCUUACUGCCUCCCUGUCACCAUUUCCAUGUCGGCAGCCGCCACUUUACAGUAAGAGCCUCGUCACACUGCUGAACUGAACAGUGCUCAGCUGAGCUGCAUUAAUCUGGGUUGUGCCUCCCUCAGUAAUAACAGUGUGCAGUGUAGAUGAACAGGGGGAAUACAGCGCAGUAUACAGUACCAUGCAGAGGGGCAAGAUGGGCCUUUCAACCAGUUAUCAGCAAUUGUUGUACAGUAACAGCCAUCUGCACAGCACAUAAUGGCACACAGGGCUGUGUUAUCAGUACGGCAGUGCUCCAGCAAUGGCCAGUGUUCUACUCCUCUGAAAUGGACCGGACCAUCCUGGACUUCCCCUAAGGUCCACCAUAAAGCCAGGAAUGCUGGAAUGACUUAAAACUGUGCUUUUUGAUUAAUCCCAAUUCCUAUGUAAACCUUCUACAGCCAGUUAUUAUGUAUUUUAAACUUGACUAAGAAAAAAAGUAAAAAAGCAAAAAAAUGUAUUGAGCUUACUCAAUUUUUGUUUUUGGAUAUUUGUGUGAUUUUGUCCUUUACUUUUGUGCAUUAUAAAUGGUUUCUCGUAUAAAAAAAUUAUAUGUGAGUGUUUACCGUUCACUCACUGACUUCA
Messenger RNA from Labrus mixtus (cuckoo wrasse), 5837 nucleotides. Its product is annotated as KIAA1549-like a. Lineage: Eukaryota; Metazoa; Chordata; Actinopteri; Labriformes; Labridae. The transcript has 24 exons. The record is from RefSeq and is a predicted model, not a curated record. The coding region runs from base 311 to 4879 and encodes 1522 amino acids.